Molecule: messenger RNA, 227 nt
Organism: Racocetra persica
Lineage: Eukaryota; Fungi; Glomeromycota; Glomeromycetes; Diversisporales; Gigasporaceae
Source: the annotation of a GenBank genome assembly
ACCAUCUGUGUCUGAUAUCCAUAAUAAAUUACUUAAAUGGCAUCGGAUAUUAAGGGACGGAGCACAAGACGAAGACGAAGAUGAAUUAGUAAUUUUAGAAGCGUUCAAGUCUGCAGAUACAAUUAUUCCAACAUUAUCAGUCGAAUUUCCGAUUUUCCCUAAAGGCAAACUUACAAGUAAAUUGCUUAACUUCAAAGAUCCUUAUGAACCAAUUAAAUCACUAUUUG